AAUGUGAAUUUCGUAAUUUGUUAUUUUGUUCGGUGUCGCCCGAUCACUUGAACUGCAAACUUCGCGAACCUUUCUCGGGCCGGCCGUCGCGAUUCCGGUCGGUCAUUUUUCCUGGCGGAGUGCGGAUGGGACGCCUCCUAAACCAGACAAUUUCUGAGCCCGUUUUCAGUUUUUUUUAACUCUUGGUGUCUUUCAGUAGUAAUUAAUAUUAUCCGCCGCUGACUUGGUUUGUUUAGUAGGCCUCAAAUCGUCAUGAAAUCGGUGAUAAUACGUUACGCGUACCGUACGCUGUAUUGGCGGACGGCAGUGCCUUUUUAAAGAAAUAGUUAUUCGAUUUAGGGUUUUUGACUUUGGUUGAGGUUGGGUCUUUUUUUGUGAUUCGUCCGUCACCGUCACCUCAAAAAAUGUAAAUUUAACAAAUUAGCAAGUUACUAUGGCAACUGAUCUGGAACAUGAAAGGUCUUCAACAACAACAUCAAAUACAUGUUUAAUCUGUGAUGGUAGCACGGGAGUAUCAGCUCGAAAUGCUAUCUCUAUAUUUCAGCACCGUGUGAAUUCUUCAGAUCGAACUGUUGUUAAGGUGAUUGAUGGUGUCCUUGGUAUAAUCCUCUCUUCAGAAGAUGUUCAUUCCGUUGUUGUGUGCCGCCGAUKUUAUAAAUCUUUGAAUGAAGUGGAUGAACUUGAAGAUCGGUUAGCUGACAUUAAAUUAGAGCUUACAUCUCAAUAUCAACGCACAUUGAAGAGUAAAUCUGAAGGUUUAGAUAUACAUACUAUAGACACUAUUGACACUGAACUUGAAGUCGAUUCACCAAAACCGGUUAAAAAACGAGGACGCCGUCCUAAGAUUAAGGAAGAAUCUAUUGAUAUACCUAUUUCUAACGAAGACAUUUUACAUGAUGAUAUUGACAUCAAAGAAAUUGAAAAGCAGCAAAAGUGUUCAUCAGUAGAUAAUUUAAUUGAGAUGUUACAUGAUGAAUGUAAGGAUAACAAUUUGGUUUCAAUUAAUAUGGAAGAAGAAUGCUCUCAAAAACUGAUCCAACCUGCCGAUAUCAAACAGGAAUCUAUAUUACAUGCUGACAUGGAAAAUAUUGAUGAAGAUGAUGAUUUAGAUGACAGCGCUAUACUUGAUGAAGAAGAUUCAGAUUAUGAAGGAAUUGAUGAUUCUAAAAAUGAUAGUGUUGAUGGUGCCGAGGAGCCUAGUAGUCCAAAAAAAUCAAAAAUGACUAAAAAUUCUUUGAAGAAAAAAACUCCUGAAAUCCUCAUACCACAAAUGUUGGUUCAUCAUGAUGGAGAAGUUUACACUUGCCUAUUAUGUAGUGUAGAUAAUAAAUUUACAGCAGAUGCUAGAGGUAUUGUGGUUCAUGCAAAAAAUGUCCAUCAGAUUAAGUUAUUUAUUUGCGAUAUAUGUGGGCAAGAGUUCCUUAAAAAGCCUGAACUGAUGAAACAUCUAGAACAUCAUGCAAAUAGUGAAGAUGGCAACUUUGUUUGUGACAUUUGCAGUCGAGUAUUUACCAAUGUGCGUAUGUUCAGGGUACAUAAAAAAAUGCACAUGCCACAAUCUAAAAAUCAUACUUGUGAAACUUGUGGCCGACAAUUUGCGUCUCGGAACACAUUAGAAGAACACAAUAACACACAUACAGGUGUGCGUCCUUAUCGYUGUGAAAUUUGUGGUAAAGAUUUUACUUCCAAGUAUACAUUUAAAGCACAUGAAAAAGUACAUACCAAUCGUGAGCGUAACUUUACUUGUAUAAACUGUGGCAAAGCUUUUCUUACUGAGCAAAAUCUGAUACAUCAUGAACGAACACAUUCAGGACUUAAAAAUUAUGUAUGCCAAAAAUGUGGUAAAGCUUUUGGCACUGCACGCAAUUUAGAAGUGCAUUAUGUUGUACAUACAGGUUACAAACCAUUUAUUUGUCGUAUGUGUGGUAAAGCAUUUGCUAGAAAAGCUGAGAUUAGGGAUCAUGAGCGUAUUCACACAGGAGAAAAACCAUAUCAGUGUGAAUUCUGUGGAGCAACAUUCAGUCAAAGAAGCAAUUUGCAAUCUCACAAACGAGCUACCCACUAUGAUGAUAAGCGUUAUAAAUGUACAGAUUGUGGUAAAGGAUUUAAGAGACGUCGCUUGUUAGAUUAUCAUAUGAAGGCUGCACACACUGGAGAAAGACCUUUCAAAUGUGAUGUCUGCCAAGCGUCAUUUAUUUACCCAGAACAUUUUAAAAAACAUGCACGUAUUCAUACAGGAGAAAAACCUUAUUUAUGCGAAGUUUGUGGUAAAGCAUUCAAUAGUAGAGAUAACAGAAAUGCUCAUCGUUUUGUACAUAGUGACAAAAAGCCCUAUGAAUGUUUAGUUUGUGGUGCUGGAUUUAUGCGUAAACCAUUACUUUACAAUCAUAUGACUCAAGCGGGUCAUUUGAAUGAUACUAUUGUUGUUAAUCAACCUCGGCUAGCAUCUAGUCCUGUAACCAUACAAGAAAUCMAAGAAGACAUUCAAUUGCCUGGUACUGAUUCUGAGUUGGAAUUGGCCAUGGUGGUUGAUUCUGAAGGAAACCAAACAGAGUUGCGUGAUAUGACUGAAGAAGAAAGAAAAUUGUUUGCUGGAGAAUUAAAAGAGCACAUACUUUUACCAGGCAAACAAGAAGACCUCGGGAAUGAUUUAAAUUCUGUUGAACAAAUACUUGUUGAUAAUAAAUAUCAAAUCCAAUACACAACUACRGAUCAGCAUGGUGAUGUUCAUACAAUGUUAAACAUGGAUCAUCAUGGGGAUGAGGAUGUUGGACACAUGGAGACUGUUACUGUUAGUGUUGGUGGCCAAGAACAUCGUCAAUUAAUAGUACCAGCCACUCGUCAUAUUACAUUGAAUGAAAGUGAUGCUGCAGCAUUUGCUGAACAUGCUACUAUAAAYGGYGAAAACGUGCAAAUAGUACAGAUACAAAUACAAGACGAUGAUGGAGAAGACCAAAAACAUUGGUUCAAUAUUAUUCAACCACAGCAAGGAUAA
This is a messenger RNA of Diuraphis noxia (Russian wheat aphid), 2995 nucleotides long. RefSeq lists its product as uncharacterized. Gene Ontology annotation, molecular function: DNA-binding transcription factor activity, RNA polymerase II-specific; zinc ion binding; RNA polymerase II transcription regulatory region sequence-specific DNA binding. Gene Ontology annotation, biological process: regulation of transcription by RNA polymerase II. Lineage: Eukaryota; Metazoa; Arthropoda; Insecta; Hemiptera; Aphididae. Gene Ontology annotation, cellular component: nucleus. The record is from RefSeq and is a predicted model, not a curated record.